AUGGGCAUAGACAAAAAGCCACGCGUACCGUACAUGACGGCAGAGUCCCUUCGAGGACCCAACUAUGUAUUUCAAAGGGAAUUACCCGACGUGACCGAUGUGAUCGCGCGACGCAGGUACAUGGACACGUUCAUCUGCCACGUGAUGCCGGUCACCAACAAGCAGAUAAAGGAGUAUCGGAUACAGAUGACAAUCGUGUAUCUUCGAACUCUCAUCAAGCGCCGCUUCCGGUGGGUAGCAGAAGACUGGCUGAGUUGCAUGAUCGACCUGCAUACAUGGAACGCCAUCUUUCUCGCACAUCCGCUUAUAAAGGCGUUGCCAAACUUUCCAUGGGUGCUCAUAACCCAUGAUAGGUCAUUGGAUCCCUCGCGGAUGUACAAGGACUUUAGGGAAUUCCACUCUUUGGACAAUGACCCGUGUAAAGACUUGAAGGACAAUGGACCGUGUAAAGACUUGAAGGAUAACGAGGUAACCGAUAGGGAACUGGACUCGGCGUAG
Messenger RNA from Clonostachys solani, 498 nucleotides. The record is from the annotation of a GenBank genome assembly. Lineage: Eukaryota; Fungi; Ascomycota; Sordariomycetes; Hypocreales; Bionectriaceae.